GUCCUUCAAAGCCAAACAAAUGCCACCCAAAAUCUUCUCUUUCUUAAUAAAAGUCUCUCUCUCUCUCUCUCUCUCUCUCCUAUCGUUCUCAUAGAUCACCAAUAUGCACGAACCCAAAUUCAAAAAUUCACGUUGAAUUCGGUGGUGUUAUCCAUUUACAUCACCUCCUUGGUGGAGUUGUUGUUGAUUUGUCUCUUCUCUUGUGCUUACGUUCCCUUGAAAACUCCAGUCAAAAGGAGGAGGAAGAAGAAGAAAGGGUCGAUAUUUACAAAAACCCCCCAUCUUUGAAUUUUCGCCAUGUCGACCGCAAUGGGGACUCCCUUCUUCCAUGAGUUGAAGAAGCAAGCCUCUUUUUUCUUCAGAGAGAAGAUCAAGACGGCGAGGCUGGCUCUGACCGACGUCACGCCUGCAGAAUUAUUGACAGAAGAGGCGACGAACGGGAAUCCAUGGGCGCCAGAUGCGAGGACUAUGGCAUUUAUAUCGAGGGCAGCCUUUGAGAUUGAUGACUACUGGAGAAUCACCGAGAUUCUGCAUAAAAGGUUGUCAAAAUUCGAUAGGAAGUAUUGGAGAGAGCCUUACCAGGCACUUGUGAUCCUCGAGCAUCUGAUGACUCAUGGACCCGAAAGCACUGCAGAGGAGUUUCAAUGCGAUAGAGAAGUUAUCGAGGAAAUGGGAAGUUUUCAGUAUAUUGAUGAAAGAGGGUUUAAUUGGGGAUUGACUGUAAGAAAGAAAUCAGAGAGGGUACUGAAAUUGCUAGAGAAAGGGCCACUGCUUAAAGAAGAGAGGGACAGGGCUCGCAAAGUUGCUCGAGGCAUUGAAGGAUUUGGGAGUUUUAGUCAUAGAUGGGUGUCUGAUAAAAGUGGGAUCGAAAAGGGCUCAGAUUUGUUCAGGAAGUGGAAUUCCCAUUAUGAAGCUGACGCUGACGAAGAGCAAGAUGACGAGGUUGAAGAUAUUAAUAAGAACAAAAUACAAGAGAAGGGUAUUUCACAGACUCCAGAUCGAAGACUGCAAGUAGACGCCGUGUCUGCUGUUGGGCUACUUUCGUGUGUACUGAAAUUAUGUGAUGUAGUAGUAAUUGUUCUGUUGGUGAAUGUGGAGUUUCGUGUGAGAUUUAAAGCUUGGGAGACCUCUUCGUCGAAUUCUGUGUUUGCUUAUUCGAGGGACAUAAUGAAAGGAGAAAAACAACCCGCAGUAUGUGAAAUUAUGUCACACAUUCCAUUAACAGAGAGAGUUUAA
This is a messenger RNA of Asparagus officinalis (garden asparagus), 1236 nucleotides long. Its product is annotated as clathrin interactor EPSIN 1-like. The coding region runs from base 298 to 1236 and encodes 312 amino acids. The transcript has 6 exons. The record is from RefSeq and is a predicted model, not a curated record. Gene Ontology annotation, biological process: endocytosis. NCBI's taxonomy places the organism in Eukaryota, Viridiplantae, Streptophyta, Magnoliopsida, Asparagales, Asparagaceae. Gene Ontology annotation, molecular function: clathrin binding; phospholipid binding. Gene Ontology annotation, cellular component: plasma membrane; clathrin vesicle coat; endosome.